UUUAUGACAUUAGCUAACUGUUAAAUUAACCUUUUAAAUGAAGCUCAUCGUACAUUUCCGUUUCCUGUCGGCAGUCAGUUUGGAGGAGUUCGUCCCUUCGACGUGAACACGCAGUGAAACAUGGCUGGGAGACGAGUUGCACUGAAGACCAUUGACUGGGUGGCUUUUGCAGAGAGGGUUCCGCCCAACCAGAGGACCAUGUUUAAUAACCUGAAGACACGGAGUGAUGCUGUUGCUGCAAAGCUCACCUCUCUGCCAGAGAAACCCGCUGCAAUUGACUGGAGCUACUACAGGUCUGCUGUGGUUAAAGCAGGCAUGGUGGAUGAGUUUGAAAAGAAGUUCAGCGGCCUGAAGGUUCCUGAGCCUGUAGACACUCAGACAGCUCUUAUCAAUGCACAGGAGGCAGAAGCGAACACAACGGCUGCUGCCUACAUCGAAGCAUCCAAAGGUCGUAUUGCCCAGUAUGAGAAAGAGCUGGACAAAUUCCAGAACAUGAUUCCCUUCGACCAGAUGACCGUCGAAGACCUGAACGACACUUUCCCCGAAACGAAGCUGGACAAAGAGAAACAUCCUUACUGGCCACACAAACCCAUUGCUGAACUGUAAACGUAUCUACUCUGACCAUAUUCUAUAUAUAAUGCAUCUUCCACUGAGGAAGACCUGUACAGUAUGUGUAUUAAAUUCUUGUUUCAUCCAUUCAGGAGUCUAGUAAAUAACUGAAAUGUUGUUGUUUUUUUCCACUGUAAGAACUGUAUUACUGGAGGAAAAAAUUAAAAUGAAGCAUAUUAGACUUGAAAA
Molecule: messenger RNA, 798 nt
Organism: Perca flavescens (yellow perch)
Lineage: Eukaryota; Metazoa; Chordata; Actinopteri; Perciformes; Percidae
Gene: atp5pd
Product: ATP synthase peripheral stalk subunit d
Exons: 6
Coding region: 121-606 (161 amino acids)
Biological process (GO): proton motive force-driven ATP synthesis
Molecular function (GO): proton transmembrane transporter activity
Source: RefSeq, a predicted model, not a curated record